This is a messenger RNA of Exserohilum turcica Et28A, 1530 nucleotides long. RefSeq lists its product as uncharacterized. NCBI's taxonomy places the organism in Eukaryota, Fungi, Ascomycota, Dothideomycetes, Pleosporales, Pleosporaceae. Bases 1 to 1530 code for a protein of 509 amino acids. The record is from RefSeq and is a predicted model, not a curated record. The transcript has 3 exons.
AUGGGUGGUGGUCCCAGGCCUAAUAAAACCAAUCACCAAAUCAAGGCAAAUAAUUUUCGGCCAGUCCAGCACAAGCUAAAGUUCGAUGUAAAGGAGGCCAAUGGUUCUACAAUACCACUGACACAGGAUCUCAGCAACCUGGAGUCUCUGGCAGCACUGCGAAGAAUUGAACGAGAUCCUUCACAUCUCUGGGACGAGGAUGAGAGAGAACUUUUGACUGUGUUGUACAGAUGGUACAACAAUGCCGACCCCUCGACGAUUCCAAAGGUAUUCAACGCAGUCACUGGCCUCUCUCUUCGGCUCUCGGUUGUACGUUAUCAGUUCGAGAGCCACAUCCUACUAUAUGGCGGGCGCGCAUUUCCCGAGUUCGCACGUGUAAUGUCAGUUCCGUUUGACGAUCCCGAAGGUAGAUACGACGAGAUUCGUGGUAUCAUCGAAGACACUGCAGCAGAGCCUGGCAUCAAUUUACCGCGACGAGAGACAGAGGUUCAUUUUACUUCUGGGACAGCGCGAUACGCAAAGUCACCAAGGACGCGGCGCACAUAUAGGGCGCUCGUGCGCAAAGCCACACAGCAGGAGAAAGAAAAGGCUCGCAUUGCUCGGAUGAGUCAGCUUGUUGAAUUACCAGCAUGCCGACAACCCGCUAGUAUACCAUAUCGUCUCGGACGGAUAGAUAUAUCUAUGCACCCGGAUCAGAUGGACAAAGAGACUUGGUCCGACGUAGAGGACUCUCCUUCAAGCUCUCCAUUGGCACCCAUAACUCCGGGUACCAGAACGCCGCCUGCAGUUCGAAACAUUGCAUUUCGUGUUUGGGACGCGAAUAGUCGGACGGCAUUCACCGAAGAGUCUGGAUUCGUCAGUCAGGCUUUCACUAUCUGGCGGAACGAGUACCCUCCUCCCUUCUCGCCAGACGGCCAAGGACGCCAGGCAUUAAUGAUAUUUACAAAUCUACACCUGUCACUAACAGGCGGUGCAUCAACCUUUGUAUCCCUGUCGACAAGUCUCCUCCAGGUUCUAGUCAAGGCGAGUACAAUGCAUGAUCCACGGAUAGCAGUCGAGCGUAUGGUGUGGUGCGCGGUACCCGCAGAAGCCAUUCUGUGGCAUUUCCCCCUGUCGCAUCUGCACGAGGUGUGCGAAGCCGACGACGCCUGCGCUGAGCUGCUCAGUCUGGCUGACAUUGAACGCGGCCUUCGUACGCGUCACGUGGCCGCGCGUAUGCAGCAACGGUGCAAAAGCAUCAAUGACAUUGUCGCUGCGAGGGCCAUGGCAGUCAUCGCCCGCGCAUUCGGCGUACAUCGCCCAAAUGCCCGUCUCGAGCAUAUCCAAGGGAUGAUCGCCGCGCUCGUCGACUCGUUGCAGCUUAGUGUAGGCGACGCAGCGACUCCUAUUCCGAGCAGAGUCGCCCAUGCGUUCGCCGCAACGCUCAAGUCAGAAAGGCACGGCGUCGAGAACGUCGCAUCGGCUUUUCUGGCCGGUGUGCAACAGGGUGUUGAUACCACUGCUUACUAUGCGCACCGACGGCCGAAAUAA